AUGCGGAGCCACGCCCGACCCCGUCGCCUGCCUUAUGACCAUGUGGGGUACGGCCGCCUCGUCUUCAAGGCGGCUCGCACGGGCAACGAGCCCUACCUCCGCGACCUGCUUCAAGGCCUGGGGGCCUUCACCGCAGACCAAUACUUGUCCUUUCUCCACAAGGGGCAGCUGGGUGCGUGUACGCCCCUGAUGGCGGCCGCCCGAAACGGUCACUGCAGGCUGGUGACGACCCUGCUCACGAGGUACGGGGCACGCGUGGACAUCGAAGGUUCGGCGCUUUUUGACGACCACUACGCGGUGUCCGGCGCGACCGCCUUGUGGCACGCCGUGGACGGGGGACACGUGGAUGCGGCCCAGAGCCUGCUGUCUGGAGGAGCCAACGUCAACCAUAGAACACAGCGGCACCACAGCGAUUGGUUUGAGCCGGAGUUUGUGGCUCACGACAAGACGUGUCUGAUGCUGGCCGCUCACCGAGGACAUUGCGCCAUGGUUACCUGUCUUCUGCGGCAUGGCGCUGACCACAGUGCCAAGAGCGCCAACGGCGAGACCUGUCUUCACUUCGCGGCUAAGAGGGGACAUCAUUCCGUGCUCAGGGUGCUCCUGGCUUUCGACGCCGAGAUCGCGCCGAACUGCUUCGGUGAGACUCCGCUUGUCCAGGCGGCCGAAUGGCUUCACCCGGAAGUUGUCGAGCUGUUUUCCAGUCGUGCCGACGCUUCCAAACUCGCUAAGGUUGAAGCGCUGGAGCUACUGGGCGCCGCGUAUGCGAACGACGACGCGUUUUAUAAUGUCGACCGGGCUUUUUCUUGCAUGGCUAGUGCGUUGGCUUUGCGCUGCAGUGAAGAGGACCCUUUGCCCAAGAGUGUCUUACCGAUAAUCCUUGCUUACGGACCUUCGCCGGAGUGUGUCGCGCCGAGCGAUCUCGCGGCCCUUGGGAACAACCCCGAAAGGUUGCAGAUCGAAUCUCUUUACAUUAGAGAACGUAUUUUGGGCUGGAACAGCCCGCUUACUCCGCGUCGAAUGAGAUUUCGAGCCCUCUCACUGCGGAAGAAUGGGAGAUACAUGAGCGCGCUCCUUCUCUGGCUGAGAAUCUUAGACAUGAAGACAAGACAGACUGUCAGCCUAUACCACGACCUAGUCGAGGUGACGGAGUUACUCUGCCAGAUGCUUCAUCACGGCGUCAGCAUUCAAAAGGAAUCCAUGCCUUCCGUCUUCGCAGCCUGCGCGCGCGAAGCGGAGUUGAUGUUAUCUCAUUUAGGGUUCGCGUCCAAUUUCGAUAACCACUUGCACACGUGUUCCUACCUCGUGUGCAUCGCUGCUCACUUGUUUGGCGAUCGGUCCAUGGGCAACCCUUCCGCACUAACUGCAAUACAGCGCCUCGUGGCGCUGAAUCAAAGAACCCUGGCGGGACAGCGUACCUUACUUCACCUCUGCCUCGACGAACGCACUAGCAUAGAUGGCGAAUUUUCAAACAAGGUGGUUAGUUUUCCCUGCGCUUCGGCAGCGCUGCUGCUCAUUCAAGCGGGACACGCCGUGAACUGCCAAGACGCCAACUUGGCUACGCCACUGCACGUGGUCUGCAGGACUGAGAAUAUGGAAGAAGACUGCGUAACAACAAUUAGGCGAUGCAUAGGGAUUCUUGUGAACGCUGGCGCACACUUGGAUAUUGUAGACGCGUGGCGGAGGACGCCGGCGGAUGUGGCUAUGGAACAGCUGAAUCUGGCGGCCCUUCUGAUGCUCAAGUGGUUGGAAGAGCCGUGUCUCAAGUGUAUUGCGUCUAGAGCCGUGAACCGCUACGGCCUGAGAUGGGAUGCCACUAUUCCGGAGACUCUAAGAGCAUUCGUGAGGCUGCAUGGAAUCUAG
Ixodes scapularis (black-legged tick) is the source of this 1860-nucleotide messenger RNA. RefSeq names its product protein fem-1 homolog B-like. The record is from RefSeq and is a predicted model, not a curated record. The transcript has a single exon. Bases 1 to 1860 code for a protein of 619 amino acids. Gene Ontology annotation, molecular function: protein binding. Lineage: Eukaryota; Metazoa; Arthropoda; Arachnida; Ixodida; Ixodidae.